UGACAACAAUCCCUAGGUGAACUUACAGAUUUGACCAUACCUCGAAUGAGAAGUACAGGACUCAUUUUGUGAAGGAGCCUCCUAUCUCGGGCUAUCCCAAGAUGACAACUCAUAAGUUGAGACCAAAUCUUCCAAAAUAAUGGCUAUGAGAACUAUAUACUCAGCCUCAAGGAUGUUCCUAGUAAGAAGGAAAUUGAGAGGCAGAGAAGGGUUAUUAAAGCUAGGCAGAAGAAAAUGUCAGCUUUUGGCCCAUUCAACAUGAAUUUUUCACAGAAUUCUGUUCAUCCAGGAACUCCAGUAGCAACGGCUUACUCACAAACUGGGAUGAAUUCCACAACUAAAGAAGGAGUGAAGCAAAAUACAUCGAGUAUGUUCUAUCAGAGUUGGAAAAAGAAGAAGCAGAAAGAACCUGAACUAGAAUGCAAAGAGGAUACUAGGGUCCCUUGCCAAGUUCAUCCUGGACACAGAAAGGUUCCUCUAGACCAGAAAAACCCUUAUAUCACUCAGGGGAGGAAAAGGCCUCUGACCAAUCUCUCUCCUUAUUUGAAGGAGACCAGGCAUAUUAGCGAUCAAGAAGAAGAAAAGAUUCUAGAAAUCCUUACAAGUUUUGGAAGGAAGACCCAAACAUGGAAUAAUUAUGAAGAAGAGAGAUUCAGAAGAUUCCUUGAGAUUCAAGACCCUGAGUUUAGGACUAAGUUACUCUAUUGUAUGAGAGAGCAUGUCCAAGAGACUAACUUGGCAGAUUCGUUCUUUGUGAGGUUCAGAGAUACCUUUGUUGAGAGAAAGAGAUCAAGAAGUCAGGUAAUAAAGAGACCAAAAACCCAGAAAGAGAAAAAUAAAGAUGCUAGAGAUAAAGUGAUGAGUAGAUUUUUACAGUUUGAGCGUGAUAAUUUUGGUAACAUACCAAGAGAAGAGACAAAAGAUGAUAAUUCUGACCACAAGACAGAAGGAAACUCAAAGAAAAUCUCUACCGCUAGAGAACCAGAAUGUAAAUCUUCUAUCUCUCAAUCCCAAGCCUCCACUAAGCCCAUCAAGCCUGCUACCAAAGGUGUAACCAUCAUCUCCCCAUAGUAACUGCCAAAAAUUCAUAUUUUUCAACUGAAAA
This is a messenger RNA of Moneuplotes crassus, 1105 nucleotides long. NCBI's taxonomy places the organism in Eukaryota, Ciliophora, Spirotrichea, Euplotida, Euplotidae. The record is from the annotation of a GenBank genome assembly.